AUGGCCGCCCAUGGUUAUGAACUCGAACGUUUUCAAAGUCCUGUUAAUAGAAGAUAUUAUUGCCCCAUUUGCUUGAAUGUCUUGAAAGAUCCGUUUAUGUGUCGUAAUGAACAUCCGUUCUGUCGUGACUGUAUAAUUAGACAUCUUACGAACGAUCAAAGAUGCCCUGCUUGCAUGGAUGAACUGACUCUCGAUACACUAACGAAACCUUCGCGAUUGUUAACUGAACUCCUAUCUGAAUUAAGGAUCCGUUGUGAGUUUGUCGAGCGGGGUUGUGAAGAGUUUGUUCAAUUGCAAUAUCUAGAAAAACACGUUGAAAAGUGUGGAUAUGCUCCUGUGCCCUGCUCGAACGAAGGUUGUCAGCUUGAAGUAAACAGACACGAUUUGAUCUACCACGAAUCUUUGGACUGUGAAGAGCGACAACUAAAAUGUCAUAAUUGUGAACGCUUGAGUGAAGACGUGGCCAUAUUGAAGCAAAAAGUGACAAGAAUGGAGAAAAAGUUUGAUAUAACUUCUAAAAGUGUUGCCGCAGUUGAGGAGAAACUCGCUUCAUUUCAAAAGAGUUUGAAAGAGCAUCAGGAUUCAUUUCAAAAGAGUUUGAAAGAGCAGCAAGAUUCCUUUCAAAAGAGUUUGAAAGAGCAGAAUUCAUUUCUAAAGAGUUUGAAAGAGCAGCAGAAAAAUGUGGACGACUCACUUUCUUCUUUGAAAAGAAGUAAUAGUAGUAUUAAAAAUAAUCUUAAAAAACUAAUGGAGGUCAUGGGGUCGCUUCCAAAAAAAUCGAGGACAGAAACUGACAAUGACGAUUAUGCACAUGAUUCUUCAUCAUCUACAUCUACUCCUUCUCGUGCUAGAAGCGUCGACAUCCAAUCCGCAUUCACUUCUUCUCGGUCUACAAGCGGCUACAGCUUAAUCAGAGCUACUCCUUCUCGUGCUGUAUGCGUCGACAUCCAAUCCGCAUUCUCAAAACUCAUUAAUAAUUCAUGAGGCAAGCACUGUCCAUACGAUGUACAUUAGCAUCUUCCUAAUUACAUUACAGUUAUCGGGUUAAGGCUCGUUUUCACUCAGGAAAAUUAUUCGUGGAUUGGAACGGACAAGAAAGUUUUUCUUUGUCUUGUGAGCUCUGGGUUGGAACUAAUGACUUUAACACAAAGAAACAUUUUCUUGUCCGUUCCAAUCCACGGAUAAUUUUCCUGAGUGGAGACUAGCCUUUAGUUUAAAGAUUUGUAUAUUCAUAAUUCGGGCAUUUUAUACAUAAACAAAUUUUCCUAUUAACGCUUGUACCCAAUACUUGGCACUGGUCAAUUUGCUCUUGGAUAUCAGGUGAGCUUAAUUGAUUUCAAACAGUAGGUAUGGAUUUAUAACACUAGAGAAAGUAUACUGAGUAGUGUUUCGGUAAAAUUACAAAAUUUUAGGUAUAACUGACUUGCAUUGAUUAAGAGAAGAUGAUUGUCAUUCACUGAUUCUGACUGGUCACGUGACUAACAUGAACGUUUUAUGCCGGUAUGAAAGUUCUGUAAACG
Molecule: messenger RNA, 1520 nt
Organism: Paramuricea clavata
Lineage: Eukaryota; Metazoa; Cnidaria; Anthozoa; Malacalcyonacea; Plexauridae
Source: the annotation of a GenBank genome assembly